Phragmites australis (common reed) is the source of this 1872-nucleotide messenger RNA. RefSeq names its product suppressor protein SRP40-like. The transcript has 7 exons. Bases 58 to 1632 code for a protein of 524 amino acids. The record is from RefSeq and is a predicted model, not a curated record. Lineage: Eukaryota; Viridiplantae; Streptophyta; Magnoliopsida; Poales; Poaceae.
ACGCCCCGUCCCUCCGCGUAUAAACCCCGUGGCCCAAACCCUAGCCUCCGCCGCCUGAUGCUCUUCGUCCCGCGCCAGGUUGCACUCGCCUCCUCCCACCCUACCGCCGCCGCCGCCAUGGCCAAGGAGGUGCCCAGGAAGGAGAAGAAGGGCAAGAGCAAGGCGGCCAAGGGCUCCGCCGCCGCCCCCGACGCGAGGGCCGCGGUGGUCGCCUCCGUCGCCGCCUUCCUCGAGUCCGGGGGAUUCCCGCGCACGCUCGCCGCCCUCCAAUCCGAGGCCAACCUCGAGGCGGGUGCUUGGAGGUCGUCGCCGGUGAGCCUGGAAGGUCUGGUCGCCAAAUUCCUGGAAUCGAGCAAUUCUGCUCCAGUAGCCGUCAUCGUGGGAAGCGAUGAGCAAGAUAAAGCAACUGACGGUGCGCUGCAAGAUGCUGGCAACAAAAAGAAGAAGGAUGGUGACACAGUAUUGAAUGAAGCUGACACAAAUGCGAGUGCGCCUUCUUCUCUCCAAGAAGACAAAAUUAGGGGGAAGAAAAAUAAGAAGAAGAAAGGUGGUGCUGAAGCUUGUGAAUCCGAGAGCAAGGCGAGUGAGCCUUCUGCCCAGGAAAAGCCCAAUGAAAAUACGGGUGGUGAGACCAAAGAGAAGAGACAGAAGAAGAAGGGUGACUCUUUAGCGGGUAAUGCUGGUUGUGAUGAAGCAAAUGGAACAGUGAAGAGGGAUGGUCAGAAGUUUGAUGGCAAGAAAAAGAAAAGCAAAAAGCAGGAAAAGGAUGAUGAUGUUGAAGCUAGUCUGGAAAAGGUGGAAUUUGCGAUUAAUAAAAAGUUUGAAGCAGCAGAUAAACUUAAAGAGGAUGGCAAUACCUCGAGACAGGAAGAACAGAAGAGUCAGAAUCAUGAUGCCGAUGGUGCUCUGGAUAAAGCAAAGAAAAAGAAGAAAGGGAAAUCAGCUUCUGAGACAUUGAAGAAGAUUGAUGCAGGAGCUGCACCUGCUGGGGCGGAUGGUGACAAGGGAAAGAGUGAUGCGGUAGAAACAGUGAAAGAUUAUAAUGAGAAAAAGACUAAAAAGAAGCGAAAGAAGUCUGAUUCUGAAGAAAAUGUUCAGGUAGAAGGCAAAGAAGAUGAGGGGAAAGGUUCAGUUCCAAAACCAGAUGACGAGAACAAGAGUGGAAUGGAGAUCGAAGAAAGUGAAGAUGGAAGGCCUUCAAGUGAGAAUGCAGUUGUUGGCAAGAAACGGAAACUAGAAGAAGUAGAAGGAAGCAACCCCCUUGCGAAAGAAAAUGGUACAGACAACCAGACUCUCAGCAAUGGUUUUGAGGAUAAUUCAAAGGAGAACAGCACCAUAUCAAAUCCGAGUAAAAGGCAGAAACAAUCAUCUGAACCUAAAACUGUGAAUGCAUUUCAACGGGUGAAGAUGGAGGAUGUCAAAUUUGCUGAUGAAAGACUUCAGGAUAACUCAUAUUGGGCUAAGAGUGGUGCAGAAUCUGGUUACGGUGCAAAGGCACAAGAGGUCCUUGGCCAAGUCAGAGGAAGGGGUUUCAGGCAUGAGAAGACCAAGAAGAAGCGUGGAACCUACAGGGGUGGGCAAAUUGAUUUACAAACCCACUCGAUCAAGUUCAACAAUUCAGAUGAUGAGUGACCAGCUUUGCUUCUCCAAGCUGGUAGUUCACCAUUUUUGUGACCAUUACCUGAUCAGUCAUGCUGAAAGAAAGAAGUGAGGCCAUGGAUGCGAUGCACCAGACUGUUGUAGUUUUGUUAUGAUGAAUGUGCUGCUAAAUCGUCUAAAUUUUGUGUUGGGCUCGCUGAUGUAUCAAUUUUGCCACUGCUGAAUGCCGAUGCGACAUACCGUACUACUACAUAUUAUCAUUUACUUCUACUA